UGUGGGACGCUUCCAGUACCAACACCAUUUCUGCUAAUGUCUUGCCCCCGCCCGAUCAGCUGAUUCUUCAUAAAACCCAAACCACAACUCCCUCCCCCAAACCUCAACCAGCUUGCCUUGAAGAAGCAGGGUCGAUUAGACCAUUUGAUGCACACACUAGUGCAAAAGGAGGGGAAGGGGCGUCUUUGCAGACAAAGCUGCCGAGUGAGCAAGUAGCUGCCUGCCAUGUCUGACGACGCUGAGAAGAACGAGGCUCCCCCAGAACAGGAGCAGCAAGGGAAGGAGGAGGAGAAGCAGGAACAGGGGAAGCCUCAGGAUCAUGCCCAGGAGAAGGAGGAGGAGCAGGAGCAGGAGCAGGAGGGGAAGCUGGAGGAGCAGCCCAAGCCGCAGUCCCCACCUAAGAGCCCCAAAGGCCCAGAGACCCCCGCAUCGCCUGUGAUGGUGACGGUGACCAUUGAGGAGGAGACGGUGGGGGAGCCGCAGGAGAAUGGGGACCCCCCGGGGAUUAGGGCUGGCUCAGUUGAGGAGAUAGGGAACACCCCGGCCCCACCCACUAGCCCCCCAGCCCGCUCCAAAUCGGCGUCGUUGAAUGAUCUGAAGCAUCACCACCACAGCGUCAAUGGCGGCCCAAGGGCUGUCGCGAGGGGCAGUUUGUCCGGGUCUCAGGUGCACUUAGCGGGAUCCGCGGGGUCUCCGCGGGCCAGCCUGAGCCGGCAGGCCUCUGCAACAGGAUCGGCAGCUGGUGAAGCUGGGGAGAAACCCAGAGACUACAUAUUCAUUGCUGCCCUCUCCUGUUUCUGCCCAAUCUGGCCUAUCAACAUUGUCGCCUUUGUGUAUUCUGUCAUGUCCCGGAACAGCUUCCAGCAAGGAGACAUUGACGGGGCCCGGCGCCUGGGACGGGUAGCGAAGCUGCUGAGUAUUGUCGCGUUGGUCGGGGGGGUGCUCAUCAUCGUGGCAUCUUGCGCCAUCAACUUCGGAGUGUUCCAGUGAAGGCGGCACUCAACUUGCCACUUCAUCCCUAGCACCGAAAGGUUCAUCUUUGGAGCUGGGAGCCAGCAUGAGUACAGAACAUCCAUCCCAUGUCCCCAUCCAUCUCUGAACCAUGCAAAAACAGGAGCACAAGAAUGGAGAUGAGAGAGAGAAAGAGAGAGGGACACGAGAGAGUGAAACUGAGAGAAACAACAUCUUUGCUAUGCUUGCAUGUGUCCCAUCCUUCUAGGGAUUUUAGCUAACCAAAAAUAAGGUGAAACAGGAAAAAAAGAAAACAAAAAUUAGAUGGGGAGAUAUUCUUAUCUCCUCUUUCCUCUCCGCCAUUUUCUCCCUCUCUCUGCACUCUCUCUCACUCUCCUUCCUUCCAUCCAUUCAGUCAUCUGUUCAACCAAUGACCCAUCCGCCCAUCUUCCAUCCACUGCCAAAUUUCGACAGCAAAUAAAACUCUUUCGAUAUUCCAUGUUUACAAGAACCUGCCGGAGAAAAGCUCUUUUUCCCCACCCCCCUGGGAAGGAGGUGGGGAGCAUGUUUACAUGUUUGCUGGGAACAAAUGAACAGAACCAGCAGCAGCAAAAGAGGAAACACUUCUUAGGUCUCUUGCUCUCAUCCGUCGUGUUUACAAAGACAGCAAGCAGGAACAAGCAGAGAAGAGCCCGCCAGAGCCCACCGAGCGUUUUGCAGGUGGGAGUUUGUAGUAGUGAGUUAACUGUUGCAUCAGAGGAGGCGUGCUAACAAGGAGGCCAAAGCUGCCUGGAAUUGGUGGCGCACACACACACACACACAGAGGCGUGGAGGUUGGCUUGUAUAACCGAAUCCAUCACCCAGCCACUCAACAGGAAAGAGAACGACAGUGAAAUUUAUGGUAUUGGCUGGAGAAAUGAAUAAAAUCAAUGUCAAGGGAAUACAGCUCUGAGCAAAAUAACAAAUGGGACCAGUGGAAGUCGGAGCGUAAAAGUGGAAAUUGUGGACGAGGCAAUGGAGGAGAAAGAAUGAGCCAAGGGCCUUGCAAAGAAGGGAACGGACCGGUAAGAGUGGUGGU
Messenger RNA from Lacerta agilis (Sand lizard), 2029 nucleotides. RefSeq names its product proline rich transmembrane protein 2 (gene PRRT2). Gene Ontology annotation, cellular component: membrane. Lineage: Eukaryota; Metazoa; Chordata; Lepidosauria; Squamata; Lacertidae. The transcript has 4 exons. The coding region runs from base 226 to 990 and encodes 254 amino acids. The record is from RefSeq and is a predicted model, not a curated record.